AAAUCCGGCACCGACUGAGCCAAGGCGGCAGCGACGGGGGAGCAGCAGAGCGAGGGUGAUGGAAUUAAAAAUUUUCGUUGAACAAGGGUGAUGGAAUUUAGGGCGAUGGUUUGGUCGAGCAGGAAGAACGAUGGAGACUACCCACGCCGCCCACCUCGCUGCCGCUGUAAUUCCUGACACUGCAAGAGUCGCUGAUCGUUUUUUCCUUUUGGAUUUGCAGGCGGUGGAGGGUUGUGUUUAUGGGAAGGGGGUGAAGACAGGGGAAGGGCGGCCAAUUGAGUUGGUCAGGUGGGCAUCGGGGGGUAUAAUCGUUUUGGGGUGUGUAGAAAAGAAAUUAAUUUUUUUAAUAUUUUUUUUAUUUCAAUGAAUGUAAUAAUGAGGUGG
This is a messenger RNA of Linum tenue, 384 nucleotides long. The record is from the annotation of a GenBank genome assembly. Lineage: Eukaryota; Viridiplantae; Streptophyta; Magnoliopsida; Malpighiales; Linaceae.